AUGGAUGAUAUCGCGCCCGAAUAUGAUGUCGUGGUGCUCGGCACUGGUUUGACCGAGUGCGUUCUGUCUGGUGUUUUGAGUGUCAAGGGUAACAAGGUCCUCCACAUCGACCGCAAUGACCACUACGGAGGAGAGGCAGCCUCUGUGAACAUUGAAACAUUGUUCAAGAAGUACGGCAAUGUUCCCGCCGGGGAGGAGCCCUGGAAGAAGUACGGCCGAGUCAACGACUGGAACAUUGACUUGGUUCCCAAGCUGCUGAUGGCCAACGGAGAGUUGACAAACAUUUUGGUUUCCACCGAUGUCACCCGAUACCUCGAGUUCAAGCAGAUUGCCGGCAGCUAUGUUCAGCAGGGCAAGGGUCCCAAGGCGACCGUGGCCAAGGUGCCCUCCGAUGCCGGUGAAGCUCUGCGCUCUUCUCUCAUGGGUCUCUUUGAGAAGCGCCGAGCCAAGAAGUUCCUUGAGUGGGUUGGCGAAUUCAAGGAGGAGGAUCCUGCUACUCAUCAGGGUCUGAACAUCACCGCCGUGACCAUGAAGGAUGUCUACGAUAAGUUCAGUCUUGAGGAGAACACCCGUGACUUCGUUGGCCACUCCAUGGCGUUGUACCCAUCGGACGAGUACAUCAACCAGCCCGGUGUGGCUGUCGACGCUAUCAACCGCAUUCGUCUCUACGUCAACUCCAUGGCCCGCUACGGAAAGUCCCCAUACAUCUACCCUCUCUACGGUCUGGGUGAGCUUCCCCAGGGCUUUGCUCGUCUUUCCGCUAUCUACGGCGGUACCUACAUGCUGAACACCGAUAUCGAUGAGGUGUUGUACGAGGGCGGCAAGGUCUCCGGUAUCAAGGCCACCAUGAAGGAUCGCGAUGAGAACGCCGAGGUUAUGAAGUUUGAAACCAAGACAAAGAAGAUUAUUGCUGAUCCAUCCUACUUCCCUGGCAAGGUCCGCGUUACCGGAUACUUGCUCAAGGCGAUCUGCAUCUUGAAGCACCCCAUUGACAAGACUGAUGGCAGCGAUUCGCUGCAGCUCAUUAUUCCUCAAUCCCAGGUCGGACGCAAGCACGAUAUUUACAUUGCCAUGGUCUCCUCUGCACACAACGUUUGCCCCAAGGGCUACUACAUCGCCAUUGUCUCGACCAUUGCCGAGAACGAUGCUAACCCCCACAUGGAGCUCGAGCCAGGUUUUGAGCGCCUUGGCGCCAUUGAGGAGAAGUUCCAGGCUCCUCCCAUUCCUCUCUACGAGCCUCUGGAGGAUGGUACCAGCGACAACAUCUUCAUUUCCAAGAGCUACGAUGCCACAUCUCACUUCGAGACCACAAAUGUCGACGUGCGGGAUAUCUACCGCCGUGCUGUUGGUGAGGAGUUGGUUGUUGAGGGUCUCCGUGAGGACCAGCAGCUUGCUCAGGAGUAG
Molecule: messenger RNA, 1404 nt
Organism: Penicillium pulvis
Lineage: Eukaryota; Fungi; Ascomycota; Eurotiomycetes; Eurotiales; Aspergillaceae
Product: secretory pathway gdp dissociation inhibitor
Exons: 8
Coding region: 1-1404 (467 amino acids)
Biological process (GO): protein transport; vesicle-mediated transport; small GTPase-mediated signal transduction
Cellular component (GO): cytoplasm
Molecular function (GO): Rab GDP-dissociation inhibitor activity
Source: RefSeq, a predicted model, not a curated record